This is a messenger RNA of Spodoptera exigua (beet armyworm), 1762 nucleotides long. NCBI's taxonomy places the organism in Eukaryota, Metazoa, Arthropoda, Insecta, Lepidoptera, Noctuidae. The record is from the annotation of a GenBank genome assembly.
CAAUUGUGGCAUGCGCCUUACUCUCGUUUGCUCGCCAGCGUGGCAGCAAACAAAACACAAGAUUGUAAUGAUCUUCUAGUAUUUAGUUGCUUAUAAUUUAUAGAAAGCAUCCAUUCAAUGAUUAGCCAGAGAAAUUAGAACGCGUGUGUGUGUUAAUAAUAUUUUUUUUUUAUUUUCAAAUAUGGAAAAGGAAAAAGUGAGGACUAAGGAGCUUUUAAUUCAAGUUUUGGCCACUGCUAUUAUAUGUUUCCAAGCAUGCCUGACUGGAUUUGUGGUAUCAUGGCCUUCCUAUACAGUGGGCAACUUUAUGUCCAACGAAACAGUCUUGUCCAGACCAAUGUCUUCAUUAGAUGUGUCACUGUUGGGUAGUUUGCCCAACAUUGGUGGACUUAUCAUCAGUCCCUUUUGUGGAUACGCCUUUAACACUUUUGGAAGAAAAUAUGCUACUAUAUUGUUUACGCUACCUUAUAUUUUGACAUGGCUAAUAAUAUCAGUGACGUCGAGUGUUCCUCUAGUCUUGGCUUCAAUGUGCAUUGGUGGCAUCGGCAUAGCGGGGCAGAACGUGGCCAUCAUCUACAUUUCGGAGAUAGCACACGACUCCAUACGUGGAGGCCUAACUGCUAGCUCUGCUUCAGGGUACUUUUUAGGUAUACUAGUAACGUACGCGCUGGGCGGCAACUUGGGUUACAUGGAAGUUAUAUAUACACACUUGGGGCUCUCCAUACUCUGUGUGUUAUUACUUUUGUUACUUCCUGAAUCUCCUGUGUUCCUAGUACUUGUCGGGAGAGAAGAGGAUGCAGCUAAAUCAAUAGCAUUCUAUCGACAACUGGAUGCAAAGUCCAAAGAGGUUGAAGCUGAGAUCGCUAAGAUCAGACUACAGAUUGACCCAAGACUUGAAACCUUGCUAGAGGGAGACAAUGAUCCAGAAACACUAGGGGAACUGGUGGAAAAGAAAUUAGGUGCUCCAGAAGAGAGAAAGAGCGAGUCCGCAUGGAAACAUUUCAAAAAAUCGAAAUCAUCGAAGCGUGCUCUGAUGAUGGUACUUAUAAUAAUGGCAUUAACGAUCAUGAUGGGUUGUGUGGUCCUCCAAGUGUAUGCCGAGCCGUUGUUCAAGGAAGCUGCUCCAACGAUGCCAUCCAACCAAUGCGCCAUCUUCUUAGCAUUAGAUUUCUUAAUAGCUAGUGUUCUCUGUGUAUUGGCUAUCGAUAGGUUUGGCAGGAAGUUCCUCUUGAUCCUGACAUCAGCUGGUUCCGGUAUCUGCACGGUGCUGCUCGGAGCACAGCUGCAGUUCCACUGGGCUCCAGCCUGGUUCACCGUCCUUCUUAUAUACGGGUUCAGCUUCAUCUUCACAUUGGGAUGUGCUGUUAUACCUUUUGUGUUGACUGCUGAAGUGUUCUUGCCAGAGGUCAGAAGUUUCUGUAACAGCGUCGUGAUGGCGUUCACAUGGGUUUUCAACUUUCUCACUUUGGUCAUCUUCCAUCCUUUAGUCGAAGCUAUAGGUUUGGGGCCAGUAUUCUAUUUCUUCUCUGUAGUCUGUUUUACUGGUACCAUCUACAGCCAGUUCUGUAUUCCGGAGACUAAGGGACUGUCAGCUGAUGCCAUUCAACUUCUCUUCUUAAAAGGAAGAAGGCAGAGUAUAAAGAGUAUUAAGAAGUGAGAGUGCUUUAGACUUAUGUUGGAACCAAUGUUUGGUUCACAUUUUGUUGGUCGUUCUUUGGUUGUGUGAUAUUAUUUUUAUGUGAAAUAAAAUUAUUAUUUAUUA